UGUAUUUCCAAGAUUUUCUUCAACAUAUAGAUUGACCUUGUUGAAAGAUGAACAAGCCAUGGCUCUUUUCUGUCAUUUAGCAUUUCCACAAGGUGGGAGCUCCUCCUACAUACCAGAUGAUCUUGUUAACAAGAUAGUGAGAGGCUGUGGAGGGUUUCCUUUGGCCCUUGAAGUGGUUGGCAAAUCACUCAAAGGAGAAUCUGAGGUCACCUGGAAGAAUAAGCUCAACCGGUGGUCUGAAGGGCAAUCUAUUUUCUAUUCUGACGCAGCACCAAAUGGAGCCACUGAUAUACUUAAGCGUCUCCAAACCACCUUAGAUGACUUGGAUGUAAAAAUCAAGGAGUGUUACUUGGACCUGGCUUCAUUUCCUGAGGACCAAAGAAUCCCUGCCAUGGCACUUGUGGACAUGUGGGUGGAACUUUACAACCUUGAUGAAGUUAGUGCCUUUGCCAACAUCCAUGAACUGUCUGAUCGGAAUCUCCUCAAUCUUGUACCUACAAGGAAAGAUGCAAGCGAGAUCAAUGGCUACUACAAUGAGCAUUUUGUCACGCAGCAUGAUCUACUUAGAGAGGUAGCUACCCACCAGAUUGACCAAAAUCCCAUACACCGGAGUAGAUUAAUAAUGGACAUCGGUGGCAAUGAUCUUCCCAAGUGGUGGACUGAACAAGGGCAGCAUCCUAUCCGCCUUGUGUCUAUAUCCACAGGUGAAAUCUCAAACGGGCACAACAUGCAAUUAAGUAAAGUUGAAGUUCUACUGCUGAACAUCCAAAUAAGGAACUACACCUUACCUCUGUUGAUGGAGAAAAUGGACCAAUUGAAGGUUCUGAUCGUCACCAACUACGGUUUUUGCUCAGCUGAGAUCAGCAACUUUCCACUACUUGGACAUUUAUCCAGUCUAAGGAGAAUCAGAUUCGAGCAUAUUUCAAUCUCUUCCAUUGCUAAAACCAUGCUACAACUAAAAAAUUUGCAGAAAAUAUCCUUGGUUAUGUGCAAGUUUGAUGACGCUUUUGGGAACUGUACUAUCCAGAUUGCCGAUAUGUUGCCAAAUCUUGUGGAGAUUGUUAUUGACUGUUGCAAUGAUUUAGUGGAAUUUCCAGCAUGGCUCUGCAAUAUCAGCAGCCUUAAGAGGCUUGACAUCACCAACUGUCAUGAGCUCAUUGCACUUCCUGAAGCUUUUGGAAAGCUAGAAAAUUUAGAAGUGCUAAGGCUUCAUGCCUGCACAAAACUUUUGGAGCUGCCCGAGUCAAUUGGAAGACUCCAGAAAUUUAGAUUUCUUGAUUUAUCUGACUGCAUAAGCAUAAGUAAAUUGACUGAACGGAUGGGGGAGUUAUCCAGCCUAAGAAAGCUGAACGUGAGAGGUGGCCGUGGAUUGUCAGAGUUGCCAUCCUCUGUGAAGAAUCUUAAGCAAUUGGAGGAUUUGAUAUGUGAUGAAGAAACUGGUUAUCUCUGGGAGAAUUAUAAGAUUCAUCUCCCCAAUCUGAAGUUUCAUGUGCUUAAAGAAGAUGUCAACCUAGACUGGCUUAAAUGAUGUUCAUCCUUGAUGAGCCUUCACCAAGCUAAAGAUUUUUUAUUCCGAGCGGAAACGUAAACCUGAAAUGGCUCACAAUCUUUGUUGCAGAAGCUAAAAAAAUCAAUGUUCUUUGGAAGAGUUCCUCCUGGGAGAAUGACUUGAGCACUUGAUUAUGCUUUUGUUUUUCGUUCUGAUGCCUAUGUAUAUGAAGCUAUUAACUGUGUUCUGAUGCCUAUGUAUAGGAAGCUAUUAACUGUAUUGUAUUGUGUACAAACACAAUUUCAAAAUUCUUAGAGAAUGAUGUAAUGCUAUGAAUUGAAAUUGUUGAAAGAUCAAUUGACCAAAAAUCUUGGAAAUACUUAUCUUGAUGUAGCCAAAAUUUUGUAUAGGAUUUGGUCCUAUUUUCCUCAGCCUGAAUUCCAAUUGGGUUGAUUGCC
Messenger RNA from Camellia sinensis, 1947 nucleotides. NCBI's taxonomy places the organism in Eukaryota, Viridiplantae, Streptophyta, Magnoliopsida, Ericales, Theaceae. The record is from RefSeq and is a predicted model, not a curated record.